Molecule: messenger RNA, 1190 nt
Organism: Bombyx mandarina (wild silkworm)
Lineage: Eukaryota; Metazoa; Arthropoda; Insecta; Lepidoptera; Bombycidae
Molecular function (GO): acyltransferase activity, transferring groups other than amino-acyl groups
Source: RefSeq, a predicted model, not a curated record
GGUACAGAUGUUCUUUCUACUGUCUUCGUUCCUAAUGGCGCAGGGGAUCCUACACUCGAAGGAGGAACCAAGCCUUCGGCUGUUCUUCAAGUUGUUGCUUAAGAGGAUAGUGAGGAUAAGCCCAGUGUAUCUGCUAGUGAUCGAGUUCGCGAGUACUUGGUGGCCGCUGAUGCGCGGAGGACCGCUGUGGCCGGUCGUGGUCGAGGCAGAGAGUGCGGUCUGCCGGCGCAAGUUCUGGGCGCACGCCUUCUUCUACAACAACUUCUUUGACGACAGUAAAUACUGUCAAACACAGACUUGGUUCUUGGCAGUGGACAUGCAGCUGCACGCGCUGGGGCUGGCGGUGGUGAUGUGCACGCGGGGCGCGGGGUGGGGCGCGAGGCGGGGCGUGCUGUGGCUGCUCGGCACCAUGUUCCUCGCCUCCUGUCUCCUCAACACCUGGAUGGCCUACGUCUCCGAGUGGCAGCCGCUCAUGUUCGUCUCGGUACCUGAGAACGUGAGAACAAUGUUCAGCGGAGAGCCCACCUUCAGCGAGUACUACACGAAGCCGUGGGGCAGCCUGCCCGCCAGCCUGCUCGGGCUCCUCGUGGCGCAUCUACACCACCACCUCUACCAGCGAGGUUUCAAACCAGAAGAACACAAGGGACUGAUCGUGGCCUGCCAGUCGAUGGUUCCUGUGAUCCCGGCGUGGGUGCUGUGCGGGAACCUGGUGCGCAGCGUCAGGUCGCGCGGGUUCAUAGCGCUGUACAUGGGGCUCGAGGCGCCUAUGCUGUGCGUGAUGGCGGCGCUCCUUCUAUUCGGCGCCUACAAUGGAUCCAUCAAAACUGAUAUUGGUAACCACGACCACGCAUUGGCACAAGGUAAAAAGACGACGCCUGCCUCAAAGGAUAUAACCGCACAGCGCAUCGCAACAAAAGGGUACCUGCAGCACGUGUUCUGCUGGCGCGGCUGGUUCGCGCUGGGGAGGCUGUCCCUCUCCGCGCUGAUGCUGCACUGGUGCGUGUACACACUGUUCGCGGCCUCCGUCAACACGCCGGUCACGUCCUCUGCGCUGCACAUUGCGCGGGACACCCUGGCGACGGCGUGGCUCACGUACGGGGCGGCCCUCCCCCUCACGCUGCUGGUGGAGGCGCCCGCGCUGCGACUCUACUCCGCCCUCGUCCACUGAACGCUCCGAAGAUGUAACGACC